AAUAUAAAAGAGUUGAAAUGUGGAGACUUUUAGGGUUAUCAUCAGUUCUGUUGCAGCCAUCCAUUGAAGCUAAAUUCUGAGAUUUGAUCGAAAAAGCAAAAAAAAUCUGUGAUCGAAGCAUACGAGAUAGUUGUUGAGUGAAGAUGAUCUAUGAUGUGAACUCUGUUCUUUUCAGAUCCUUUCUGAGCCAAAAGGGUGGCUCCUCCGACAAAAGGAAAGGUGACGACAAGCCAAGAGAACAGAAGCCCAAAGCUAGCGACAACAAACCUGUUAUGAAUGAAUGAAUAGAUUAGUAGAUCUGCUUGUAAUUUUGCUUUUACCUCUUCUGAUAUUUAAGUUUUAAGGAUCAUCAAUGAAAAUUUAAGUUUCUUUCCUUUGAAAUCCGGCUUGUUUGUGUUA
Camelina sativa (false flax) is the source of this 399-nucleotide messenger RNA. RefSeq names its product wound-induced basic protein. NCBI's taxonomy places the organism in Eukaryota, Viridiplantae, Streptophyta, Magnoliopsida, Brassicales, Brassicaceae. The record is from RefSeq and is a predicted model, not a curated record.